AUGGAAACUCUUGUACUCCUUUUGCUUUUGUGGGCUUUCUUACUUUCAAUAUCAAAUAAUUGCUUGGGAAAGAAUUUAAUUUCAAGCACGCAAUUUCUGAAAGAUGGGGAUACCAUCAUCUCAAAAGGUGGGACCUUUGAGAUGGGAUUUUUUAGCCCCACCAAUUCCUCAAACCGUUACGUAGGAAUCUGGUACAAAAAAAUUCCUGUUCAUACAGUGGUUUGGGUUGCAAACAGAGAUGCUCCACUUGCUGCAGACACAUCAUCUUCAUCAACAGUCUUGAAGAUCACCCUGGGAGGCCAACUUGCACUUCUCGGAGACAAGGGUCAGGCUGUUUGGUCUGUGAACACAUCAAGAUCGGUGCGAAAUCCGGUUGCAGAGUUGCUGGAUUCAGGGAACCUGGUGGUGAGAGAUGCAGAGGAUGAAAACCCGGAGAAUUUUCUCUGGCAAAGUUUUGAUUAUCCAACUGACAUUUUUUUACCCGGAAUGAAGGUUGGGUGGAAUUUGCAGACUGGGCAUGAGGUUUUUUUAACAGCUUGGAAGGGUGAAAAUGACCCAGCUUCAGGCCAAUAUACAAUGCACCUGGAUCCUACUGGGUAUCCACAAUAUACUCUUAAGAAUAGAACAACUGAGAUUUUUAGCUCAGGUCCAUGGAAUGGUUUGCGCUUUAGUGUAGCACCAAUAGAACAGAGCAACACCAACCUGCCUUAUGGACUGGUAAGAAAUAAAAAGGAAGUUUAUAUUUGGUAUAAUACCAGUCUUUAUUUGGGUAUAUAUAGAUUUCAUCUUACAAGCAAUGGUAUUCUAAAAUUAUGGGUAUGGGAAGAUGAAAUCAAACAAUGGGUGAGCUUUUAUAGCGAACCGGCAAAUAUUUGUGGCACAUAUGGUUUAUGUGGUGGAAAUGGUGUCUGCAACAUACAUCAUGAAUAUAAUCAUAGUUGUGGAUGUCUGGCCAACUUUUUGCGUAAUAAUAAUGCUACAGAGAGAUUGUCAGUAGGAUGUCAUAGGAGAAAACCCCUGAAUUGCCACAAUAAUGGAUCCUCAUCGGACGGAUUCUUCAAAUAUUCUGGUAUCAAAUUGCCAGAUACAAAACACUCUUGGUAUAAUGAAUCUAUGAGCCUUCAAGAGUGUGAACGAGUUUGCUUGAGUAAUUGCUCUUGUAUGGCUUAUUCCACUCUCAAUAUAAGUAAUGGAGGAAGUGGAUGUUUGAUGUGGUAUGCUGAUUUAGUUGAUAUGACAACAAUACGAGAUGGCCAAGACAUAUACAUCAGAUUGGCUGCUACCGAAAUACCAGGGUUAACACCAGAACCACAUCAUUUAAGCUCAUUGGGGAGGAAAAUAAAAAUCCUUGUGCUUUGUUUGUCGAUGCUGGUUUUUAUAGUUCUUGUUGGGGUAUCUCUUUUCUUGUAUUUUUCUAAAUCAAAAGGGAAAGAGCAAAUGUUGAAGCAAGAAUUAGAGGUACCAGUUUUCGAUUGGUCAGUAAUAUCAAGAGCUACAAAUAACUUCUCUGACAUGAACAAGUUAGGCCAAGGUGGAUUUGGAGCUGUAUACAAGGGUGAAUUGGAUGGGGGAGAAGAAAUAGCUGUGAAGAGACUAUCAAAGAAUUCUAGGCAAGGUCUUGAGGAAUUCAUGAAUGAAGUCAUUUUUAUUGCCAAAUUACAGCAUCGAAAUCUUGUUAAGCUUUUGGGGUGUUGCAUGAGCGAGGAAGAAAAGAUGUUGAUCUAUGAAUACAUGCCUAACAAAAGUUUGGACUUUUUCAUAUUUGAUCAAACAAAGAAAAAGUUGCUUGAUUGGUCAAAACGCUUCAACAUAAUUAAUGGAGUUGCACGAGGGUUAUUAUAUCUCCAUCAAGAUUCUCGACUAAGAAUAAUCCAUAGAGAUCUCAAAGCUAGUAAUGUUUUGCUUGAUACUGAUUUGAAUUCAAAGAUAUCAGACUUUGGGUUGGCUAGGAGUAUAGUAGAAAAUGCAACUGGAGAUAACACAAAUCGAGUUGCUGGAACACAUGGGUAUAUAUCUCCUGAGUAUGCAACACAUGGGAUCUUCUCAGUUAAAUCAGAUGUGUUUAGCUUUGGUGUUUUAGUAUUAGAGAUAGUUAGUGGCAAGAGAAAUAACAAAUUUUCAAAUGAAGAUCAAUAUGAGACCCUUCCUGGGCAUGCAUGGAAGCUUUAUAAAGAAGGAGAAUCACUCACACUAGUUGAUGAGCAUAUAUCUGAUUCAUAUGAUGUAGCUCAAGUUCUAAGGUCAAUCCAUGUUGGUCUUUUAUGUGUGCAACAAUCUCCAAAAAAUAGACCAAACAUGUCUUCUGUUGUUCAAAUGCUGGUUAAUGACGCUGCGUUGCCACAACCUAAAGAGCCUGGCUUCUUUGCUGGUAGAAGGGCUGCAACUAUAGAAAUUUCUCAACCACUAACUCUUUCAGUAGCCAUGGAACCUCUUUCGCUCAUUUUGCUUCUGGCUUUCUUACUUUCAAUACCAAAUAUUUGCUUGGGAAAGGAUUUAAUUACUAAAACCCAAUUCCUUAGAGAUGGGGAAACCAUGGGUUCAGAGGGUGGAACCUUUGUGCUGGGAUUCUUUAGCCCCACCAAUUCCUUAAACCAUUACAUAGGUAUAUGGUACAGACAAGAUCCAGUUAAGACAGUGGUCUGGGUUGCAAACAGAGAUGCUCCACUUGCUGACACAUCUUCGGCUGUCUUGAAGAUCACCCUGGGAGGCCAACUUUCACUUCUUGGAGAUAAGGGUCAGGCUGUUUGGUCUGCGAAUACAUCAAGAUCGGUGCAAAAUCCGGUUGCAGAGUUGCUGGAUUCGGGGAACCUGGUGGUGAGAGAUGCAGAUGAUGAAAACCCGGAGAAUCUUCUCUGGCAAAGUUUUGAUUAUCCAACUGAUCAUUGGUUAUCUGGAAUGAAGUUAGGGUGGAAUUUACAGACUGGUCAUGAGGUUUUUUUUACAUCUUGGAAGGGUGAAAAUGACCCAGCUUCAGGCCAAUAUACACUGCACCUGGAUCCUACUGGAUAUCCACAACUUAGUCUCAGGAACAGAACAACAGAGAUUUUUAACUCAGGUCCAUGGAAUGGUUUGCGCUUUAGUGUAGCGCCAGUAGACCAGAGCAACACCAACGUUGGCCCCUAUGGACUGGUAAGAAAUAAAAACGAGGUUUAUGUUUGGUAUAAUACCAGUGUUUAUUCGGGUUUAUUUAGAUUUCUUGUUACAAGCAAUGGUAUUAUAAAAACAUGGGUAUGGGAAGAUGAGAUCAAACAAUGGGUGAGUUUUUUUAGCGAACCGGCAGAUAUUUGUGGCAAACAUGGUUUAUGUGGUGGAAAUGGUGUCUGCAACAUACAUAAUGAAUAUUAUCAUAGUUGUGGAUGUCUGGCCAAAUUUUUGCCUAAUAAUAAUGCAACAGAGAGUUUGUCACUAGGAUGUCAUAGGAGAAAAUCCCUGAAUUGCCACAAUAAUGGAUCCUCGUUGGACAAAUUCUUCAAAUAUUCUGGUAUCAAAUUGCCAGAUACAAAGCACUCUUGGAAUAAUGAAUCUAUGAGUCUUCAAGAGUGUGAACGAGUUUGUUUGCGGAAUUGCUCUUGUAUGGCUUAUUCAACUCUCAAUAUAAGCAAGGGAGGAAGUGGGUGUUUGAUUUGGUAUGAUGAUUUAGUUGAUAUGAGAACAUUACAGGAUGGGCAAGACAUAUACAUCAGACUGGCUGCUACCGAAAUACCAGGGUUAUUAACACCAGAACCACGUCAUUCAAGCUCAUUGGGGAGGAAAAUAAAAAUCUUUGUGCUUUGUUUGUCAAUGCUGGUUGUAAUAGUUCUUGCUGGGGUGUCUCUUUACUUGUAUUUUUGCAAAUCGAAAAGGAAAGAACAAAAGUUGAACCAAGAAUUAGAGCUACCAGUUUUCGAUCGGUCAACAAUAUCAAGAGCUACAAAUAACUUCUCAGAGAUGAACAAGUUAGGUCAAGGUGGAUUUGGAGAUGUAUACAAGGGUACAUUGGAUGGGGGAGAAGAAAUAGCUGUGAAGAGGCUAUCAAAGAAUUCCACACAAGGUCUUGAGGAAUUCAUGAAUGAAGUAAUUUGUAUAGCCAAAUUACAACAUCGAAAUCUUGUCAAGCUUUUAGGGUGUUGCAUUAGCGGGGAAGAAAAGAUGUUGAUUUAUGAAUACAUGCCUAACAAAAGUUUGGACUUCUUCAUAUUUGAUCAAACAAGGAAAAGGUUGCUUGAUUGGCCAAAACGCUUCAACAUAAUUAAUGGAAUUGCACGAGGGUUAUUAUAUCUCCAUCAAGAUUCUCGACUAAGAAUAAUCCAUAGAGAUCUCAAAACUAGUAAUGUUUUGCUUGAUACUGAUUUGAACCCAAAGAUAUCAGACUUUGGUUUGGCUAGGAGUGUACUAGGAAAUGCAACUGGAGAUAACACAAAACGAGUUGCUGGAACACGUGGGUAUAUGUCUCCAGAAUAUGCCGGGCAUGGAAUCUUUUCCGUUAAAUCGGAUGUAUUUAGCUUUGGCGUUUCAGUACUUGAGAUUGUCAGUGGUAGGAGAAAUAGUGAGUUUAUCAAUGAAGAUAAAUAUGUGGCUCUUGCCGAACAUGCAUGGAAGCUUCAUAGAGAAGGAAAAUCAAUUGUGCUGGUUGAUGAGCAAAUAACUGGUUCAUAUGAUGUAGCUCAAGUUCUAAGGUCAAUCCAUGUCGCCCUUCUAUGUGUGCAACAAUCUCCAGAGGAUAGGCCAGACAUGUGCUCUGUAGUUCAGAUGUUGGUUAAUGAUUUUGCAUUGCCUCAAGCUAAAGAGCCUGGCUUCUUUUUUGGCAAGGAAUAUUCUUCAGGCACACAUGCAAAAGGUUCCCAAAAUGAAGCUACAAUUACAACAUUGAAUCCUCGUUGAAUGUAUACUUUAGAUUUAUUUAAGUUCAGUAUGUGGUUAACAUAUAUAUCUUUCAUUUUAUUUAAUAUGCACAUAAUAUGUCAAUUGAAAACA
This is a messenger RNA of Ipomoea triloba (trilobed morning glory), 4953 nucleotides long. RefSeq lists its product as uncharacterized. The transcript is spliced from 12 exons. The coding region runs from base 1 to 4860 and encodes 1619 amino acids. NCBI's taxonomy places the organism in Eukaryota, Viridiplantae, Streptophyta, Magnoliopsida, Solanales, Convolvulaceae. The record is from RefSeq and is a predicted model, not a curated record. Gene Ontology annotation, molecular function: protein kinase activity; ATP binding. Gene Ontology annotation, biological process: protein phosphorylation; recognition of pollen.